AUGACUUAUAUUAUGUCUUUAUUAUUGAUCGGGUUAGUGCUAGGGUUAGUUGCGGUUGCCUCUAACCCGUCCCCGUACUUUGCCGCCUUAGGGUUGGUGGUUGUGGCGGGAAUGGGAUGUGGUGUAUUAGUAGGGCACGGGGGGCCUUUUUUAUCUUUGGUACUCUUUUUAAUUUAUCUGGGUGGUAUAUUAGUUGUAUUUGCGUACUCAGCGGCUUUGGCCGCUGAGCCUUACCCUGAGAGCUGGGGUAGUCGACCUGUUGCAGCCUACAUGGUGCUGUACGCAGCGGUGGUGGGGGUAGUGUCUGGAUUUUUUUGGGGUGGGUGGUAUGAGGCUUCUUGGAUGAGUGUUGAUGAGUUUGGGGGCUUUUUAGUAGUCCGAGGAGACGUGGGAGGGGUCGCUUUGAUGUAUUCGGCAGGCGGAGGUAUAUUGGUUAUUAGUGCCUGGGUCUUAUUAUUAACUUUAUUCGUGGUAUUAGAGCUGACGCGGGGUCUUAGUCGAGGGGCGCUUCGGGUGGUUUAA
Molecule: messenger RNA, 522 nt
Organism: Micropterus dolomieu (smallmouth bass)
Lineage: Eukaryota; Metazoa; Chordata; Actinopteri; Centrarchiformes; Centrarchidae
Source: the annotation of a RefSeq genome assembly